Molecule: messenger RNA, 2115 nt
Organism: Symbiodinium sp. CCMP2456
Lineage: Eukaryota; Dinophyceae; Suessiales; Symbiodiniaceae
Source: the annotation of a GenBank genome assembly
AUGACGAAUGCCAUGCUUCCCAUUCGCGGACGUUCGCGACGGGACUUGGAACAUGGCGAAUGCAGGGCCAUUUGCAACACCGACAACUGCAUCGGGUACACUUACGCUCCCUGCGAACGCAUUUGUGCCCUGCACGGGGAGCCGGAGCUGUUUCGAGGACUUCCUGAUCCUGAACGCUGGUCCACCAAGAACGGAGGAGGCCUCAUCGCCAACACAAACGGGAGAUGUGGCUCCUCCUGCUACGUGCGGAAGGCACCUUGCCAAGGUGGCACUUUGCAGUCUGCUGGUGCCUUCAUGAAUUAUGAAGCCCUGACCUUUGGUCUUACCCGCACUUUGGAAUGUCCCUUUCCGCACAAGGGGUCGGUCUCUGUCGUUUGCACAUCCACUGGUAUCCAAGUGGCUGGGGGCAGGUGUUUGCGACCCUGCGAGUCCGGAUUCGUAAGGGACGAGUACUUCGAGGUGAAGUAUCCACCGACGCGGCACGGCGAGUUUGGUGCUGGGCCAUGCCCCAGCGGCACGCUGGGCAACAUGACGAUCUUCUGCAACGAUGGCUCCGCGGCACAUGUCCUCGGAAGAUGUGGCACGAAUUGUCCGGCAGGUGCUUUGAGAUCUGGCUCUGCUACAAUCUAUUACUCAAGCAUGGACCACGAGGCCCUUUGGACCCAGGGCUGCCCGCUGGGGUGGGUCGGCUUAGUGGACUUGGAGUGUAUCAAUGGGUUUACAUCCGUUCGCAGUGGGCUAUGCCAAAGGCAUUGCGACGAAGGGACGCUCAAUACCACGGCUGAUUCCGGAAUGGCUCCUGCCGUCUCUGGUUUCGUGGUGUACGACGAUCUGGACCACAGCAGAGGGGUUUGGGCAGCCUGCCAAAGCCCGAACGACAUGCUGACUGGGCGCCUCGUGCUGUUCUGCAACGACGGCAGCGUGAGUCCCGACUACAACUUAGGUCGAUGCAACCGCCACUGUGCAGCAGGACAGGUUGGAACGGGAGUCCGAGCUGUGAGUCACGGCAUUAUUCCGCACAUGACCAACGUGACCUUGGAAUGCAAUCCUGGCUUUAACGGCGGCUUUUACGUUGGAUGUGUUGAUGGUGUUGUGAUCCUGUACGAGGGCUUCUGCUACAUGAACUGUGUGGCGGGUACCAUCACUUCCAACACCAUCACGCUUCCGCAUGAGCCGCUCGAGCACGGAGAGAACACAACGGUAGAGUGCCCAGCAGCGACGCAUGCCGGGAACAUCACUGUCGUUUGUGACGAUGGACAAGCUAGAAUGGUUGAGGGCUUCUGUGGCCAGAACUGCACGUCCGGGUUCAUCUUCUCAAACGGUGCAAGGGUGAACCAUCCAGGCAUCCAGCACGGAACGGAGCAAAAUAUUAGUUGUCCUGCACCCUGGGGUGCUGAGAUCACCUUCCGCUGCUUUGAUGGCAGCGUGCGCAACAGCGGCAGGUGUGGACGGCAAUGUAUUGGAGGCAAUGUCGAGCAGAACGGUGCUGUGGUUUUCUACACCAACCUGGCCCAUGGAGAGUCCGGCACCUUCAUCUGUGAGACCUUGUUUGCCAGUGCUUUGACCUUUUCCGGAGAGCUGGAGCUGACUUGCGAUGACGGUGCCGUGCGUGCCGUGGGGCUGUGUUCUCCAGAUUGCCCAGCUGGAGACAUAACCAACAACGGAGCUCGGAUCAUCGUACCUGCACUCAAAGCCGACACCUACAUCGACACCUUCUGCCAACCACGGGCAGCUCAUGGCGAGGUUCGAGUUACAUGCCAGGAUGGCUUUCAGGUCGUAACUCAAGGUUCAUGUGGCGACCCAUGUCCGGAGGACUGGUUCUCAAACGUGAACACACGGCACACAGAUCUGUGGCUCGAGGAGGUGUCACACGAUAAGGGGGUAUGGAAGGAUUGCCCGCAGGACCUCAGCGGCCAAAUCUACAUCCACUGCUUCGAUGGACUUCUCCGAGUUCUUGAGGGCCAAUGUGGUGAGCGGUGCCGCAGCGAAAGGGUCGAAGUUACUGGUGCCAACUUCAUCAGCCCGCUGCUGGACCAUGCCGAAGAGCAUUUGCAACCCUGUCUCCAGCCCUACAGUGACUUUGUGAACCUCACAUGCAUCUUCGGAGAGCUUAUG